Molecule: messenger RNA, 1122 nt
Organism: Dioscorea cayenensis subsp. rotundata (Guinea yam)
Lineage: Eukaryota; Viridiplantae; Streptophyta; Magnoliopsida; Dioscoreales; Dioscoreaceae
Exons: 2
Coding region: 79-975 (298 amino acids)
Source: RefSeq, a predicted model, not a curated record
UCGAGCAUCCAUGAUUCGGCAGUCUUUGUUCAUUCUUCACAUCGCGGCCGCACUAUUCUUCUCCUCUAUGUGGAUGACAUGAUUCUUACUGGAGAUGAUCCUGCUCACAUUGCCUUUGUGAAGCAGAAACUCUGUGAGACAUUCUUGAUGACCGAUUUGGGUCCGCUUCGUUACUUCUUGGGUAUUGAGAUCACUUCUCAGUCUGAUGGCUACCGUCUUACUCAGCAGCGAUAUACUCUUGACCUUCUUGCUCGCUCUGGCUUGACUGAUACUCGCACUGCUGCUACACCCAUGGAGCUUCACUUGCAGCUCCGAGCUUCUGAUGGGACUCCUUUACCUGAUCCCUCUCGAUAUCGACAUCUUGUUGGCAGCUUGGUUUACUUGGCUGUCACUCGUCCUGACAUUUCUCAUGCAGUCCAUAUUCUGAGUCAGUUUGUUGCAGCUCCUACUUCUGUUCAUUAUGCACAUCUUCUCCGAGUACUGCGCUAUCUUCGUGGUACUGCAUCUCGUGGUCUGUUCUAUUCACGUCAUUCCACUCUUCAGCUACAGGCCUAUUCCGAUGCUACUUGGGCUAGUUCCCCUGAUGAUCGUUUCUCUGUCACUGGUUACUGUAUCUUUCUUGGAUCUUCUCUCAUUGUUUGGAAGACUAAGAAACAGCAUACAGUAGCCAAGUCCAGUGCUGAGGCUGAGGUUCGUGCUUUAGCUUCUACUGUUCAGGAGGUACUUUGGCUUCGCUCGAUCCUACAGGACUUUGGGAUACUGCAGACCUCCCCUAUUCCUCUUCACUGUGAUAGCACUGGGGCCCUUCAGAUUGCUGCUGACCCGGUCAAGCAUGAGCUGACCAAACACAUUGGAGUGGAUGCCCAUUUCACUCGAUGUCAUGUUCGUUCUCAGACAGUGUCUCUUCAUUACCUUCCCACAGAGGUUCAGCAUCUUUUCAUGUUGUCCAAACUCCAGACGUAUGAUCCGUCUUGAGUUUGAGGAGGGGUGUUAGAUACAUGUAUAUAUGUGUAUGUAUAUCCUGAGUAUAGACCAUGUACACUAUAUGUACUUGUACACUUCAUCAUCUAUUUAUACAUGAGCUUGUCCAUUGAGAUCAAUGGUUCAAGCAUUUCUCUCUUC